AGUCACGUCCCAGAAGCCUUGGGGAAGGAGAAGCGCCGGGACGCUUUCUGCAUGUAGUCAGGUGUGGGACGUUUUUGCAACGUGGUCUGGCUCUUUGCCGGACGGCGUGCGCCCAGGUGCUUGGCCAGCCGCGGCCUUGCGGGCCUUGAGGGCCUACAAAUUUGGUCUUUUUUUCACUGGUUUAAGAUCUCGUGUCACGCCACUCGGCGCCCUGACCCGGCUUCACCAUGUUGGUGCUGUUUGAAACGUCCGUCGGCUACGCCAUCUUUAAGGUUUUGAAUGAGAAGAAACUUCAAGAGGUUGAUAGUUUGUGGAAAGAAUUUGAAACUCCAGAAAAAGCAAAUAAAGUUGUAAAGCUGAAACAUUUUGAGAAAUUUCAGGAUACAGCAGAAGCAUUGGCAGCAUUCACGGCUCUGAUGGAGGGCAAAAUCAAUAAGCAGCUCAAGAAAGUUCUGAAGAAAAUAGUUAAAGAAGCCCAUGAACCCCUGGCCGUAGCUGAUGCUAAACUAGGAGGGGUCAUAAAGGAAAAACUAAAUCUCAGUUGUAUCCAUAGUCCUGUUGUUAAUGAGCUUAUGAGAGGAAUCCGGUCACAGAUGGAUGGAUUAAUCCCUGGUGUAGAGCCACGUGAAAUGGCAGCUAUGUGUCUUGGGUUGGCACACAGCUUGUCCCGAUACAGAUUGAAAUUUAGUGCUGAUAAAGUGGACACAAUGAUUGUUCAGGCAAUUUCCCUGUUAGAUGACUUAGAUAAAGAACUGAACAACUACAUUAUGCGGUGUAGAGAAUGGUAUGGCUGGCAUUUCCCUGAAUUAGGAAAAAUUAUUUCAGAUAAUUUGACAUACUGCAAGUGUUUACAGAAAGUUGGCGAUAGGAAGAAUUAUGCCUCAGCCAAACUUUCUGAAUUACUACCAGAGGAAGUUGAAGCAGAAGUGAAGGCAGCUGCAGAGAUAUCUAUGGGAACAGAGGUUUCAGAAGAAGAUAUUUGCAACAUUCUGCAUCUCUGCACUCAGGUGAUUGAAAUCUCUGAAUAUAGAACCCAGCUCUACGAAUAUCUGCAAAAUCGAAUGAUGGCCAUUGCACCCAAUGUUACAGUCAUGGUUGGGGAAUUAGUUGGAGCACGGCUUAUUGCUCAUGCAGGUUCUCUUUUGAAUUUAGCCAAACAUGCAGCUUCUACAGUCCAGAUUCUUGGAGCAGAAAAGGCACUCUUCAGAGCCCUCAAGUCUAGACGAGAUACCCCUAAGUAUGGUCUCAUUUAUCAUGCUUCACUUGUAGGCCAGACAAGUCCCAAACACAAAGGAAAGAUUUCUCGAAUGCUGGCAGCCAAAACUGUUUUGGCAAUCCGGUAUGAUGCAUUUGGAGAAGAUUCCAGUUCUGCAAUGGGAGUUGAGAACAGAGCAAAAUUAGAGGCCAGGUUGAGAACCUUGGAAGAUAGAGGGAUAAGGAAAAUAAGUGGAACAGGAAAGGCAUUAGCAAAAGCUGAAAAAUACGAACAUAAAAGUGAGGUGAAGACUUAUGAUCCUUCUGGUGACUCCACACUGCCAACCUUUUCUAAAAAACGCAGGAUUGAACAGGUAGACAAAGAGGAUGAAGUUAUUGAAAAGAAGGCCAAAAAAGCCAAGGUUAAAAUUAAAGUUGAAGAAGAAGUAGUAGAAGAAGAAGUAGAAGAAGAAGGAGUACAAGUGGUUGAAGAACAGGAGACAUCUGUAAAGAAGAAGAAGAAAAAGGACAAAAAGAAACACAUUAAGGAAGAACUCCCUUCUGAGGAAGAACCAUGCACCAGCACAGCAAUUGCUAGUCCAGAGAAAAAGAAGAAAAAGAAAAAAAAGAAAAUUAAUGAGGACUAAUGGAAUGAAUCAUUCUUUCAAAAAUUUCCUAAUUGAACCACCUGUCCACAUCAUGCUUAAGAUUCAGUCAGAAAUAACAUCAGAGAUGCUCUCUAAAAUAUUUGAUGGCAGGUUGGGUGAAACAGUGAUUAAUCAUCAGUAGCAUUUCAUGCUUGUUUGUGUCUUGACACCACUUCAACUAAGAAAUGACAUUUUAUGUCAUUUCUUAGAAUAUUUGUUAUAUAAAUAAAAAUAUUUUCUUUUUAUUUUAA
Molecule: messenger RNA, 2092 nt
Organism: Phacochoerus africanus (Common warthog)
Lineage: Eukaryota; Metazoa; Chordata; Mammalia; Artiodactyla; Suidae
Gene: NOP58
Product: NOP58 ribonucleoprotein
Exons: 15
Coding region: 228-1841 (537 amino acids)
Cellular component (GO): small-subunit processome; box C/D methylation guide snoRNP complex
Molecular function (GO): snoRNA binding
Source: RefSeq, a predicted model, not a curated record